UGGUAACAACGUCAGUCUCCUAUAGAUGACCAAGGAUGAGCUUGUCUACACCUUUGCCCUUACCUACACUCCUGAGGCGUUUGCUGGCACUCCGAUUACCCGUGCAGGUGGUGCAGUUAUUGGUGUUCAAUGCCAUUAUCAAAGGUUUCAAAAUGUCAGCGGUAAUGCCUUGAAGCCAACUUGGGUCCCUUAUGCCUCAACGGAGGCUGGUGAAGAAGUCUUGCUGUUCUCCCUGAAGCUCAUGAUGGAUGACUGGUCCUAUGAGAGGCCUUCAAACUCUUACUUCCUGGGUGACGUUAUUAAUGUUGAGGCAUCCGUGAAGGUAUACAACCACGUCCCUCUGCGUGUGUUUGUGGACCGCUGUGUGGCCACCCAAGUACCUGAUGUGAACACCCUUCCGAGAUAUUUGUUCAUUGAGAAUCAUGGAUGUCUUGUGGAUGCCAAGGUCACAGCUUCCAGCUCGCGCUUCAUGCCUCGAUCCCAGGAAGACAAAAUCCGGUUCCAGCUGGAGGCCUUCAUGUUCCAGGGGGGAUCCAGUCCUUCUAUCUACAUAACGUGUGUUCUGAAGGCCACUCUUGCUUCUGCACCUAGUGACGCGCUCCACAAAUCCUGUUCCUUUGCCAAUGGGUGGCUUGCUGCUGAUGGGAACCACCAGGUUUGUGGUUGCUGUGACUCCACAUGUGGUCCUGAUGGUGGAACUGCUGCUUCUCCUUUUGGAGGCCUUCAGUGGGAAGGGAAGGCCUCGCUCGGUCCUGUAGUGGUUCAAGAGCACAAGAAGACUUUGGCUGGUCUUCAAUAAAUGUGGGGGAGCAAACUUA
Carassius carassius (crucian carp) is the source of this 818-nucleotide messenger RNA. Its product is annotated as zona pellucida sperm-binding protein 3-like. Bases 26 to 799 code for a protein of 257 amino acids. The transcript is spliced from 7 exons. NCBI's taxonomy places the organism in Eukaryota, Metazoa, Chordata, Actinopteri, Cypriniformes, Cyprinidae. Gene Ontology annotation, molecular function: acrosin binding. Gene Ontology annotation, cellular component: extracellular matrix. The record is from RefSeq and is a predicted model, not a curated record. Gene Ontology annotation, biological process: positive regulation of acrosome reaction; binding of sperm to zona pellucida; egg coat formation.